This is a messenger RNA of Helianthus annuus (common sunflower), 564 nucleotides long. RefSeq lists its product as uncharacterized. The record is from RefSeq and is a predicted model, not a curated record. NCBI's taxonomy places the organism in Eukaryota, Viridiplantae, Streptophyta, Magnoliopsida, Asterales, Asteraceae. The coding region runs from base 1 to 564 and encodes 187 amino acids. The transcript has 2 exons.
AUGACAACAGAUAUGUAUGGUCGUUGGAUACUGGAUCCUAAUGCUGAUAUGUAUACGAGUAAAGGUUCAGGUUCAGUUCCUUCAAGGGCUCAGUCUCCCACACCCCCAUCCUCAUCAACUCCAUCCCUAGUGAGUUUAAUUGCGACAAUUUCUUAUAAGCAAAAGGGUUCAGUACCACCUUCAAAAAUCAAUAUUUGGGAUAAAUCUACUGUCGAUUGUGAUCCGACAGUUCAAUUGGAGAACAGUGGUCAAACAAAAACUGCAUUUUAUGCCAAAAUUGUCAAGGAUGCCAGCAAUGGUGAAUCCUCGGGAAAUGAUGACAGUUCUGAACAUGAUGGUAGCUCAGUUGAAGAUGUUACAAGCUUAGUUGAAGAUGGUACAAGUUCAAGUUCAAGCAAGGAUGGAUCGGAAUAUGAAUUAACAAGGGAGGCUGUUGAUUCUGAGGCAAAUGAGUCAAUAUCUGAGAGUGAAUCCAGUCAGGAUUUUUCUAAUUCUACUAAAGCGAGUAAACAAGAGAACAGAGCACGCAAGAAAAAUAGUGAAGUGAUGGGAAGCAGACAAUGA